Molecule: messenger RNA, 6874 nt
Organism: Schistocerca nitens (vagrant locust)
Lineage: Eukaryota; Metazoa; Arthropoda; Insecta; Orthoptera; Acrididae
Product: Hermansky-Pudlak syndrome 3 protein homolog
Exons: 17
Coding region: 67-3588 (1173 amino acids)
Biological process (GO): organelle organization
Cellular component (GO): cytoplasm
Source: RefSeq, a predicted model, not a curated record
GACAUUGGUUACAAAGCACCUGAAAUCAAUAAAAAUUGGGUGGCGAAACUUUAGUAUUUUUGAAGAAUGGUGCGAGUAAUAUCAGUUCAUCAUUUUGCAAAUCAGGACAUCCAUAAAUGUGAGGAACCAUUGGCAGUAACUACUGCCCCACCUGAUCGUUUGCUGUUGGCUCAGGCCCAGCAUGCUGUUGAAGUUCGUGGCUUAGCUGAGGGUGGAGAUGUUCUGUUCACUUUUCCUACUGUAGAUGAAGUACGUCAGAUGGUAUAUUGCUGUAAUGGUGACUACAUUGCAGCCCUUGAACGCAAGCAAAAUCGCCAAGGUACAAUCUCCAACUAUGUACGAAUUUACUGUAAAUGGGACAUAGUUAAUAACCCUCCAGACAGCACAUUUCUACAGCAGCCAAUGCGUGCCAGAAUUGCUGGUCAGGUAACACCAAGCAGUGCACAGAUCAGUUCAGGAGGAUUGGAAAUGAUUGAACUGCCUUUGAAAAGAGACCCAAAUGGAGUUGCUUGUUGCCAGGUAACUGGAAAUCUGAUUGUAGUCCUUGACAGAACUUUGGUGCUUUAUUAUUUUAAAGUGAGGGCACAUGAUAUAUCAAGACAGAAAUUUAUAGAUUUUGAAGAAUCUCCAGUAAGUUUGGAAAUGUGUUUCACACCAAUGAAAGUUGAAAUGUGUGAGGAUAUUGUAGCUUGCAUGUCCAAACAGUAUCUGCAUGUGUUCAAAGUGGGACAGUUGGAAAAAGAAAAAACCGUGCAGAAUACUUGCAUUAAAAAUGAGAAGGACAAUGGGACCAAGAAAGAAACAGAUUCUGAAAUUAAUUGGGAUUCUCUGCUGGAAGCAGAAUUCAAUAAAAAUUUAGCAAAAGGCAGAAAUGCUUUUGAAGACAACUGGGUUGAGAAGCUCCACAAUAAUUCAUUUCCUCUUACUAUCCACCUGCCAGGAAUAACAACUCAGCAGGGUCAUUGUUCAACAAAUACUUCAACAAAUGAUGGCACACCAUAUAGAAACAUGCCAUUUAAAGUAGCUCCUUUGGAAAUGACAAUUAAUGUGAAGUGUUCAUCACCAUCUGAGGGCCCUUCUGAGGAGACUAGUGUUACAAAUCUGCUACAACUUCAGCUGUAUUCACCAGAAGCUGGAGAUUCAAAUAUGGGUGUACUUGUUGGUCCUGAAGAAUUUCGUUGUUUAGUGGUGAAGCCAAUGUACCUCAGACAAGCUAAACCCCUCCAAAACCAAAAAUCAAACAAGAAAAUAUCAACAAACCACCCAAUGCGGUCACCUUAUUACAAAAAUCUUGGAAGUGUGGUUUGUUUUGUUGCUACACAACAAGAAGGUUUUCUUUAUCAUUUCCCAAUGAUAGCAUCAAGAGAACCCUUGAAGUUACAACAGGCAGCUUGUGUCUCUGUGUAUCCAUUUACAGCACCUGUGUUGCACAUAGCUUUGGAGAGCUAUUUGCUUCAUGCCCUUACAGAAAUGGGACUGGAAACUUACACCUUGAAAUCUUCUCAUCAGUUAAUAAGGGAAAAUGAGUCACUGGAAAGUGCUAUGUCUAGAAAAUCUGAUGACCCCGUGUGUUUGGUUGGCUUGCGACCUUUCCUUGGUGUGGAACAUUUAUUGCUUUCUGAUUCAUAUUUAUCACUGUUGGCUUGUUCAGAAGGAUCCAGCAUUAGUAGCCAAGAUUCUCAUAGCACAAACUGGACUUUAUAUUCACUUAAAGUUCCUAGUCCACUAACACUCUAUAAUGAUAUUAUGACUGUUGCAUCACAACACCGUUGGUCAAGUCCUGCAACAUAUUGUCAUCUGUUGACAGAAGCUCACACAAUUUUGCAGAUAGCUACCCAUACUGUGUCAUGGCUUUCAAAGCAGCACCAUUCAGUUGGCAUAAUUACACCAAAUAUGAAGAAUGACGAAGCAACCCAACUUGAAGAUACACUAAGAGAAUCAUGUGCUCUGCUCGGAGAUUAUUAUAUAAAUUGUGAUUGUGAAGAAGACUGGACACUUGCAGCUCACUAUUACAAAAUGACUGGCUUCAGCCCCAUAAACAUUAUAGAAAGGGUGAAAAACCUUGAAAUUCCAAAGGAGACUGAUAUAGAGUGGAAAAAAGAGAACCAGCUGAAAGCAUUGAUGAAGUAUUUGAAGACCAGUUUAUUAUUCAUGCAUCAUAAUUCAGACAGCUCAUUUAAUCCAUCCAUCCAAGAUUUUACAAAUACUUUACUGGAUCUGUUUGAGAAGUAUAGUCCAUCUGAAGUUUCUACACUUGUCCUUCAUUCUGCUCUGUUGAGAGAGUAUGCUACUGACAGGGUUCUGAAUGUAAUGAAAAAACAGCUAUCUGUCAGACCAGUGCCCAAGUCAAGUGACGCAUUAGCCUUAGUUUUGUUAUGCAUCCAGAAGGGAUCACCAGAACAAGCAAAUGCUGUCUUAAGCUCUUUUGAACCAAACCAACUUUCAGCUAUACUUUUUGAAAAUAGUAUGCUUCUGUUUGAGACAACUACACCAGUGAAGUCUAUGAGCAAGCACGAUUCUAUGUACAGUAGCAGAAGGAAUGACCAGUUAACAACAUUUUCAGAGUUGUCUGUUGUUCUGAUGGAUUCAAAACCUAGAGUACUUUCAGGAGUGUUGUCAGAGUUGGUUGCAUCACAGAAAAUGUCGCUGCAGGAGGUUUUGCAAGUUUUUUUGGAGUAUCUCCCAUCUAGAAUUGGUAUUUCUGGAUCAUCAGCAAGUCUUGUUUUACAAGUUUUCCUGGAAAACCACUUUGGGCAUUAUUUUGAAUUGUAUCCAGAUUGUGACUUCAAAUCUGUGUAUGACCUUCCUGUUAUUGAAGCACUGAAAAUACUGGUGAGGUCUUACCUGAGUGACCUCCAGUGCUAUAAUCUUGCUAGUAAAAAGAAUACCAGUGACAAAAGUUGCACACCUGAAACUCCAGAAGUUAAAGAUAGUGCAGAUAAAUCACCAGUUCUCUUUGAAAGUUGUCACUUUGAGUUCCUUCAAAAAAUGCCUCCAUUUGCUUCUAACUUGUCUGAAAAGCUUCUAGCGCAUCAGAGAGGUGAAAACACGGAUCCAAAAAUUCAACCAUCAGAUGAAGAUAAAGGCCACAAAAAUGAAAGUCUUGUUAAACUUCAGUGCCUUCUUUGCUCUGGGAAACUUCCAAAGGAGUGUGUUGUAGAAGUUUACCAAUUUGUUCAAACACACCCACAACUUCAUGGAAACCUCAGCCUCCAGGUGCUGUGUGUCUCAACAAAGGAAGCAACGAAUGUUUUGCUGAAUUUCUGUCCUCAAACACUGCUGCAGUUUGCCAAAGACAGAUAUACUGUUGACAGUGAAUACAAACAUUUGUUGUCAUUGUUACACAAGAAAAUCAGUGCAUUGUCUGAUGAGUUACUGAAGCCAUACUACAUGCGAGUAAUGAAUGAAAUUUUAACGUACUUGGCCCAGACAUAUCCAUUGGAAUCUCUAUGCCAAAUGUUACCUGCUGGAACAGAGUAUCAGUAUGCUAGUUUUAUCCACAUGGGCCAACAAGUAACACAUGCCAAUCACAUCAGAUCACUUAUAAUGAUUACUGGCCGACAGCUGUUAGGAACUCUGAAGUUAUGAACUUUUAUGUACCUUCCAGCAUUUUCUUUCCCACUAUUGUAUUUAUUAUUUAAGUUUGCAAUAUGAUAUUUACAUUUCAGGUAUUUAACUGAAAAUACCGUCUAGUGGCAGGGCUAGUGCAUUAUAAGGCUGUGAAAUUAUGCCUGUAUUAGUUGUAAAACAGUGUAUGAAUAAGUUUAUAAACAGUUUACAAUCAUUAUAGCAAUUGUGGCAUCAUAUUGGACUGCCACAUCUAUACAACAUAAUAUAUAAGCCAAGGACCUUCCACCAUUGUGUUCCUUUUUUAUUCUAUUGACUGCAAGAUUUUGCACCACUAUUAGUAUUUUAAAAGCAACAUAUCACUUUUUGGUAUUUCUUAAAAAUUUUACAGUACUCAAAAGUUAUUACAUGUAUGGUAAAUGAACUGUAACUGGUAGAAUUAUAUUUUAUAAAGAAGCCCACUGUGAGCUCAGACAUAGCAGGAGCUAUUCUUGAUCACUUGAUAACAUAAAGCCAUUUUCAAAUCCAAAGAGCUUUUUAAGCAGUAUGUAGAGUGCAGCAAUCACAGAAAAUGCCUUUGUGGACAUGAGCUACAGUUUGCUAUUAUUAUUAUUAUUAUUGUUAAGUUUCUUGCCUUAGAAAAAAAUGGAGGAUGCCUGUGAAAUAAUUUACAGAUGUCUAAAACAAAGUAGUGAGUGAUACUUUUUCUGUUGUUAAAUUAGGUGAUGAGAAAUGUGGUAGUUAGUGUUAUAAAUAUGUACGAUGAUUACUGAGCAUCAUGUGCUCUGAUGGGUGGUGAAAGUGAAUAUAAAACACACUGAAUUCAUCGUCAUAUUAUACCAUCCACAUCUGAACUAGACAGCAAAAGACUUCCGUAGAAAAUAGUUGCACAAUGCACAAUUGUUGUCAGUGAAUAACUUCUGAGCUAUAAAAAAACAGUAAUAAAUUGGACAAUACUGGAAAGUAGCUUGUCUGUCUGUCUGUCUGUCUCUCUCUCUCUCUCUCUCUCUCGAUAUUGAUUAUGUUAACACUUAUCUAAUAAAUUCCAGCAAUGAAACAUGAACACCAUUAUGUUUCCCUCAUUCCCAGUAAAUCAUGCACUUGGGUUGUUUGGGCAUUGAAGUAUAUCUUGAGUGUUGAUUUUAGACCAAUGUGAGAGGUACAUAACUGUGUACCAUUUAAAGUAGCUUGGAAUCAGCACCCAAAAUAUGUUUCAGUGUAGUCAGACUGACAAGAUAGAUUUAAUGAUUUACUGGAAAUUAGUGAAACAUAAGGCUGCUGAAGUUUCGUCUACUCUAUCUAACUUACUGCUAUCUGUUAAAAUGUUCUGGACAUUUAAAGACUACAGUGGGUAUAAUUUUUAAUAUGAUGCUACUUAAAUAUGCAGUACAUUUGUUUGCAUCUGAGGUUUCCCUUUUGAAUAACUUGUCACUUUAGUUGGCACCUAAAGUUGUGUGCCCUCAUAGUCACUUGUAUUAUUGGACUUUAAGAUGUUCCUAAAUCAUAGCUACUCAUUGAAAAAAUAAAGUCAUCAUAAUUAAAAAAAAAAAAUUGGCCCUUUCUUCCUUUGUCACACGAUUUCAAUUCUUAUCUAUUUUUUUCAGUUACCAGAAACUGUAAUCUGUGUUCUGUGUUGGGAGGGACUGUUGAAACUAAACUUUCCAUAAACUAAACUUUCAUGGAAAAUUAAAAUUGUAAUCUGAAUUAGUAAAUUAAACCAGGUUGCUAACAUCCGCUUGCAAUAAGCCCAACUGAAUCAAUAAACUAAUGACAUUACCACUUACCAAAAAACCAUCAGUGCCAGAAGUCUUGCACACAAGUGAACUUAAAGGCUAAUUUUUAUAUCUGCUUCCAGUACAUGUGUCUUUGCACUGCAAUGCUUCAUGAAGAGUGCCAUAGCUGAUGUUCUGUUUUAUAAUAGUUGAUGGCUGGUUUCCCAGUGAUGAUGUCUUCUUUUAUUAUUUUUUGCAUUUUCUUUCAUUGGAUGAUGUUGCUUCUAAAAGUGUUUUAAGCAGUUAUUAUUAACUGAAUUGGAAGAGUGGGAUAGUGGUGCUCAUUGUGGUUAAUUAUGUUUGGAAAACCCAAAGAAUAUUUAAGAUGAACUUUAAAGAAAUGGGGAAGCUGUUAAAAACAUAUUAUAGCUGAAAUGUACAGAAAAAGUUGUGUAUGAUGAUUCUUCUCCUUCCUGUUUUUGUUUGAGUAUGUGACAGCCUCUGCAGAGUACCUGUUUUGAAUGCUGCACUGUUUGCACAAAUUAACUGAAAGAUGGUCUUAAGAAUCUAUUGUGAAGAUUGGUACUGUUUCUCAGAAUUAGAAUUUAAAAUGAUGAGAAAAAAUGGAAUGAACUUGCCCAUUACUUCUAGAGCAAUAUUCCAUUGAAAUAUGCAUCUCAAAAACAAAAAUAAUUUUUAAUGUUGAAGGUUUUGAUGUUGGUGUAUUGUAGAUUCAUAAAAAUUAUGAGAAAAUUCAUACUUUUGCAGUUUGUGAGCUUCUCUCCACUGCUAAAUUUAAAGGAAAAAAAGCAUCUUUUGGAGAUGAGAUACACGUUGGUACAUUAACUGGAAUUAACUGAACAUACAGUGAUAACAACAGAAAUCCUUAGCACAGAAAGCUUUUGUUUACAUUUUGUGCGGCCUCAUACUUUUUGUAGUUACGGGUAUAUCAGUAACAGUUCUAUAUAAAUGAAUUACGACUGGUAAGCAGUGAUCUUAAAUGCAGGUUGUAAUUACAGAGCAAAGUCUUCCCGCUGGCUAAGAAGGAAAUUAAGUUUUUGACAUCAUAACAGUGAAUUGCACCUCUUUAUAACCUGAGAGUAUUUUUGCUGUGAUGUGACUGCAUAGUAAACUUUCCUAAGUUUUAUGGAAAUGAUGUAUGAUGAAUGUCUGCUGUUUUCCAUGAUAUGCCAGUAGUUAGUUAAUGUAUUCAGUAACAGUUCUCUUUAACUGUUAAAAGCCUUUCAGUCUAGUGCCUUUACAAGAGUUUUAACUAUACUGUACAAAAUAUUUCUGUUCAUUGCACUUCAGAUUCUGGCUUUUAUUUAUGAUGUAAAGUCUGUAGUAAUAUACAUGUGUUUCAUUUGAGGUUGUUAAUUUAGUUAUUUACAAGGGCUAAAGUUUGAAAUAAGGAAACUAUGUCAAUAAUUUGGGUUCAGACCAUAAAUGAGAAAAGUUAUAAUUUUGUUAUAGUUUGUUUUUGUGCACCAACUCUGCAGUAUGUAGAACUGUGUUAGUUUACUGUAAAUUAUAUCACUGUACAUCUUGUACUGUGCAUAUCUCAUGUUAUAGUAUUUGUUUCAUUUGUGUACUAG